UCGGGCGGGUUCGGCGGCGGACGGCCCUCGCAGGGCGGCGGCGGUGGGUGGGGCGGCGGUGCGCCUCAGGGCGGCGGGUACUCGUCGGGCGGCAACGGCGGUGGUGACCAGGGCUGGGGCGGUGCCCGAGGAGGAGGCUACGGCGGCGGUGGUGGCGGCGGCAGCUCAGGUCCGUUCCUCGCCGAGCUCCCGACCAUCGAUUUUGAGAACGUCAAGCUGCCGCCGUUUGAGAAGGACUUCUUCGUGCCGCACAAGGCGACCGUCGAGCGCCCGCAGCACGAGGUCGACGCGUGGCGCGAGGAGAAGAAGGUGUCGGUCAGCGGCGACGCGCCUCGUCCCGCCCAGAACUGGGUCGAGGCCCAGCUUCUCGACGGCGUCGCCCAGUACGUCCAGGAGAAGCGCUUCCCCGAGCCGACGCCCAUCCAGAGCCAGUCGCUCCCGAUGGCCUGCUCGGGCCGCGACCUCAUCGCCAUCUCGGAAACGGGCUCGGGCAAGACGCUCGCCUACGCCGUGCCCAUGGUCGCCCACAUCCUCGCUCAGCCUCAAGCCACCGCCGAGUCUGGUCCUAUCGCCCUCGUCAUGGCCCCGACCCGCGAGCUCGUCACGCAGAUCCUUCGCGAGUGCACUGCCAUUGGGAGCAAGGACGGCAUUAAGUACGGCGCCUGCUACGGCGGCACGCCCAAGUUCUCGCAGCUCGACACGAUACACCGCGGCAUCGACGCUCUCAUCGCCACGCCGGGCCGCCUCAUGGAGUUCCUCUCGACUGACGACGUCAAGCUCGAGCGCGUCACGUACCUCGUCCUCGACGAGGCCGACCGCAUGGUCUACGAGGGGUUCGAGGAGGAGCUGCGCGAGAUCUUUGCGACCGUGCGUCCCGACCGCCAAGUCCUCAUGUUCAGCGCCACGUGGCCUGUCGAGGUGCGCGAGCUCGCCAAGACGUUCGUCAGGGACGCCGCCCGGGUCACGAUCGGCAACGACGAGGUGACGGCCAACCGCGCCAUCAAGCAGGAGGUCUUCAUCUGCGAGCGCGGCAUGCGCGACAAGAAGGACAAGUGCCUUCUCCGCGCCGAGGCCGACAAGCGCGGCAAGGUCCUCGUCUUCUGCUCGACCAAGCGCUCGACCCAGGACCUGUGCGACUGGCUGCGCGCGCCCGAGAACGGCGCGUUCGAGGCGGUCUCGAUCCACGGCGACAAGCGCCAAGAAGAGCGUGACUGGGCGCUCAACGAGUUCCGCAAGGGCACCAUGCCGAUCCUGUGCGCGACCGACGUCGCCCAACGCGGUCUCGACAUCCCGGCCGUCACGCUCGUCCUCAACUUUGACGCGCCGUCGAGCGCUUCCGACUACGUCCACCGCAUCGGCCGUACGGCUCGCGCCGGCGCGACCGGUCGGGCCAUCACGUUCCUCUCGGGCUCUCGCGACAUGAGUACGUCCUCUCCCUCUCUCAGUUGCAGGGUCUCGAGCAGGCUCUGA
This is a messenger RNA of Rhodotorula graminis WP1, 1470 nucleotides long. RefSeq lists its product as uncharacterized. The record is from RefSeq and is a predicted model, not a curated record. The transcript has 10 exons. Gene Ontology annotation, molecular function: ATP binding; RNA helicase activity; RNA binding. The annotation marks the transcript as partial. Lineage: Eukaryota; Fungi; Basidiomycota; Microbotryomycetes; Sporidiobolales; Sporidiobolaceae.